UUUGUGCGCUGGGCUGGCGGGGAGGGGGCGGGGCUGCGGGGGAGAACAACUGCGCCAGGUCCGCGACAAAUGAAUUAGACACAAUUAUCCACGGGAGACUCGGUUUUCCACUCUGUAAAUUAUGGAUAUUAGGAAUACUUGCCGCCUUGGGUUGUUUUGAGCACUUUCAUUGUUUAGGUGCUGUAUUUAUUGGGUGUGCGUUCCCUGGGAGAGCCCAGGGUAGACGGCUCCUGCACCGGCCCCAAGGGCCUCUCUGCCCGUGGAGUGCGGGAGCGAAGGGGCUGGCCUAGCUGACCACCGGGGCCCCUUCUGGCUCUGACCGCCCUCGUAUCCCAAGUAAUUAUUUACACGUUGCGCGUUCAUUUAUGUAUUAUGUGUAAUCAUGGCACAGUAUCCUGAAGCCGUCGGCGUCUGUGUGCUGGUGCAAGGUCUGGGACAAGUUUAAGAAGAGAGAGGUGAGCUGGAGCUGAGGGGUGGGCGCGCAGGCUAACAGGAGGUCACCUCUGGAGAGUCAGAGGGCAGGGACGGGUGAAAGGCUCACGGCCACAGCGAAGGAAGUGCUGUCAUCACCCCUCCGCGAACACCUGGCACAUCCAGGUGAGCUGCUGAGCUUCCUCUUCUCCUGGCCUGAUAUCCCCGCCGGAUGGUAGUGCAGGCAGGUAAUACUUGGGUUAUCUAUUUUGACCUUCUUUGAAAGAUGGAAAAACAAAAUUGAGUUUGAGGAGGUGAUUAGUUCAGAUCUUGUCAUUCGUUAGAGGCAGAACUGAGAUUAGAAGUCAAGUCUGCAGUUUCCCGAGCUACUGCUGCCCAUUUUGUUACUCUAUAUCACAGUUUCUCAUUAAAAGAUCCUUUUGAGGAAUUAUUAGCAAGUUAGAACAAACAUUUGUAAAAUUGCGUUAAAUACCCUAUCCCUUUUUUUUAGAGGUUUUUUUUGCAUUAUCUGACCUCAGGGCAUUAAUGGUGUUAACAGGUAAAUAGAUAAACAAUAUGGCCUGAGUUUUUUUUUUCCCCUACAAGGGAUUUUGACAAACCCAUAGUAUUUCUUCCUUUAGAUUACUGUUACUUAUUAAACUCAUCUUUUCAUGUUUUUAAUUUUUCUGUGUCACAGAACCUUAAUUGGUAAUAAAUCAAUAAGAAAUAUUUACAUUCACUCAGUGAAAAGUGUCAUGUCUGAGCUCAGCAUAUAUCGGAGCCACACAUGGACACGUAAGUAUCUUGUAUGUGGAGCUGUAUAGGCAGGUGAAUCUCCGAACUGCAAGGCCGGCGAAGGCUCUCCUGACAUUCUUCCUUUCUAAUCCUUCAGCUCUCCCUCCUCCACUAAGAGCAGAAAAUGAACAAAUCCCAGGUCAUAAGCACUCUGGGAACAGGGACCAUGUUUGUCUGUUUUCACCAGUAGGAUUUGCAGCAGCUAGCACAAUUCCAGACCCUUAGUAGAAACUCAAUUUAUACAAGGUAUUUUGUAUUCUAUAUAGUAUAGCACAGAGGGAGGUAACUUGUCAUUUUUUAGUAAACUCUAAAGAGAUUAGUUCUCUUAAAUUUUUUCUAUAUCAUCUAGUUCUGACCAUUUCAUGUAAAAAAGAGUAUACUAUUACAGGAACAAGUGUCAUUCAAGGAUGUAUGUGUGGACUUCACUCAGGAAGAGUGGUAUCUGCUGGACCCUGCUCAGAAGAUACUAUACAGAGAUGUGAUCCUGGAAAAUUAUAGCAAUCUUGUCUCAGUAGGGUAUUGCAUUACUAAACCAGAAGUGAUCUUUAAGAUCGAGCAAGGAGAAGAGCCCUGGAUAUUAGAGAAAGGAUUCCCAAGCCAGUGGCACCCAGAAAGGAAAUGGAAAGUUGAUGACGUGUUAGAGAGCAGCCAGGAAAAUGAAGAUGACCAUUUUUGGGAGCUUCUAUUCCACAACAACAAAACAGUAAGUGUAGAAAAUGGAGAUAGAGGAAGGAAAACUUUCAAUUUGGGCACAGACCCUGUUUCUUUAAGAAAUUAUCCCUAUAAAAUAUGUGACUCAUGUGAAAUGAGUUUGAAAAAUAUUUCGGGCUUAAUUAUUAGUAAAAAGAACUGUUCCAGAAAGAAGCCUGAUGAGUUUAAUGUAUGUGAGAAAUUGCUCCUUGAUAUUAGGCAUGAGAAAAUCCCUAUUGGAGAGAAGUCUUAUAAAUAUGAUCAAAAAAGGAAUGCCAUUAAUUAUCACCAGGAUCUCAGUCAGCCAAGUUUUGGCCAAUCUUUUGAGUAUAAUAAAAAUGGACAAGGCUUCCGUGAUGAGGCAGCAUUUUUUACAAAUAAGAGAUCUCAGAUAGGAGAGACAGUCUGUAAAUAUAACGAAUGUGGAAGAACCUUCAUUGAAAGUUUAAAGCUCAAUAUAUCUCAAAGAACUCAUUUGGAAAUGGAGCCGUAUGGAUGCAGUAUUUGUGGGAAGUCCUUCUGUAUGAAUUUAAGGUUUGGACAUCAGAGAGCUCUUACAAAGGACAAUCCUUAUGAAUAUAAUGAAUAUGGGGAAAUCUUCUGUGACAAUUCAGCUUUCAUUAUCCAUCAGGGAGCUUACACAAGAAAGAUUUUCCGUGAAUAUAAAGUGAGUGACAAAACCUGGGAAAAGUCAACUCUCUUAAAACAUCAGAUAGUACACAUGGGGGGAAAGUCUUACAAUUACAAUGAAAAUGGAAGUAAUUUCAGCAAGAAGUCACAUCUUACCCAGCUUCGGAGAGCUCACACAGGAGAAAAAACCUUUGAAUGUGGUGAAUGUGGGAAAACCUUCUGGGAGAAGUCAAACCUCACUCAACAUCAGAGAACACACACAGGAGAGAAGCCCUAUGAAUGUACUGAAUGUGGGAAAGCCUUUUGCCAGAAACCGCACCUGACCAACCAUCAGCGAACACAUACAGGAGAAAAACCCUAUGAAUGUAAGCAAUGUGGAAAAACAUUCUGUGUGAAGUCAAACCUCACUGAACAUCAGAGAACACACACGGGGGAGAAGCCCUAUGAAUGUAAUGCAUGUGGGAAAUCCUUCUGCCACAGAUCAGCCCUCACCGUCCAUCAGAGAACACACACAGGGGAGAAACCAUUUAUAUGUAAUGAAUGUGGAAAAUCCUUCUGUGUGAAGUCAAACCUCAUUGUACAUCAAAGAACUCACACUGGGGAGAAACCAUAUAAGUGUAAUGAAUGUGGGAAAACCUUCUGUGAAAAAUCAGCUCUCACUAAACAUCAGAGGACUCACACAGGGGAGAAGCCAUAUGAGUGUAAUGCAUGUGGGAAGACCUUUAGUCAGAGGUCAGUGCUCACCAAACAUCAGAGAAUUCACACGAGGGUGAAAGCUCUUUCAACAUCCUGAAUGAUAGAAGCCUUCAUACACUUGUGAAAUUGGUUAUACAGUUUCAAAAAAGGAGAUCAAAGAAAGCCAAAGAAUGUCAGAAAUUUGUAGAAAAUGACUUCUUGUUUGAAUAUGUAAAAGCUUUCAAGAAAAAUUAAAACUUUUCAUUAGAAAAUUUGUACUGAGGGGAAUUCUAUUCAUCUAAGUAAUAUGGUGAAAAUAUUUAUCUAGAAUUUAUGUUGUUUAGUGUUAUAUUCCAGACGUGAUACCAAAAUUUUAUUGCAAAUAUAAUGGACAAUAUUCAUUUAUACCCAUAUUCACAGUGGAAUCUGAAGCUUAUAAAAGUUGAAUGACAGCAGCAUUAAACAUACAUGUGAAGAGUCCCCGAUGUUUGUAGACCUUAUGUGAGUAUGCUAAUAUAAUAAAUUUGAGUAUGCUUGAUUUGUAUAUUGGAAAUCAACAUGAUUGUGAGGGAAAAUAUGUACCCUUAAUUGAGUAACUACUAUGAUAUGUGUUAAUAUUUUCCACACUAAAUACCAUUGGUGUCUUUAUAGGUUGAUAUAAUUAUAUAUGUGUAUGUACAUAUGUUUGUGUGUAUAUGUAAAUAUAUUUCUACACACAUAAAUAUAGUGAUGUGCUAGUAUAACCUCAUACUGACUUAAAAGUUCUGAUUGUUAAAUUUUAAGGAAUUUUGUGAGCCAGUUAUUAAAAACAGUCAUUAUUUAAAAUAUGUAAACUUACAGUUAAAUUAAAAACAAAGGUAAUAAAUACUCAGCACUCAUCACUUCUUAAUUACAUUGCUACAUUUCACUAUUACCUUCGUUGUUUCACUUAUUUAAUCUGUAUGAUGAAAAUACGGUAUAAUAGUGUGCACUGCACAUCUGUCUCUUCCCAGCUCCACAUUCAGUGCUGUCUUGAUAGCUUGGACUUAGUGGAAGUGUUUACACCAUGGAAAUUGACAAACUAUAAAUCAGGGUUUUAAUUUUCUCAGAGAACCUGCUGUCAAAUAUUUACAGCACAUCACUGUGUAUAUAUGAAAACAUAUUUGGCAAUACAAACUGCAUACCCCUUCUAUUUCCUGACAUAAAUAAAUGGCUAUGGCCAUUUACAGCUGAACCACGUCUUCAAGAAAGAAGCCAAAACUAUUUCUGUGAGGUUUUUAAACUACCUCUGAAUCCGUCCUACUCUAAAUACUACCGGAGUCUCUUUGUAGGUUGGCCAGUAUAUGUUUUUAGUGAAAUAUUAUUUCACAAAGAACUAUAUCACAUACCUUUCCUCUGACUGUUUCCUGGCAUAUAUGCAUGAAUAUGGCCGUUAUUGAACUAUCACUUCAGUAAAGAAGUUAAACAGUACUUUUCUGAGGUUUUUCAGCUACCUCUGGGUCAUUCUGUAAUGUAAAUGCUGUUAAUAAGAAUUGUUUUUACAUGAAUUAUGCAAAGGUUAACAAGCAGUAAUACUGCACUCCUCAAAAAGUGGUGGUAUGUAAUGAAAGGCCCUUUUCAUGCCCUUGAUAUUUCAUUGUGUAUCUGUUUAGGCAUGGUCUAUGUAACACUAGUUCUGCAUAUUAGUAUUUUAGAGUGUCUCUGCCUCCCUUGUCCUGUUGUUUCUUUUGCCCCCUUGGAACACAUUGGCCAGCAGUUCUAAGAGACACUGCCCACGUGAUGGCCAUUCCCUACUUCAUCCUUGCUGAGCUAAAUUUUAUAUUUUUGUGCAUCCUUCUCCCAGAUGACUUAGGUCGUAAGUCCAGAUUAGUCAAAGCUAAUCAUAGAAGUUCUAUUUUAAUGAUUUUGUUGGGGUGAACUUGGGAGCAAUGAGAUGUUUGGGAAGUAUUGUGUAGUACUUCUGGGAAAGAUCUCCUUGAUACAACAUUGUCAUGACAUGAGAAGAGACUCUUUCUGCUGGGCUUUUUCACGUCUGUAAUAUGGUUUUGGCUUCUGUUUGUAUCUCUGAAGGGCAGUAGCCUGAAGAUAACAGUGCACAAGGUGGGAAAAGCCAGCUCAGAGGUGACGUUGCCGAGCUACUCUGCUCUCUAUACCUGCUGUCUACUGGGACUUCGUAUAACCCUCAAUAACUGUUUUUUAUUUGGUCUUAGGGCUGUCUGAUACUUAGAGCUGAAGGCAUUCCAGCUGACACAGGAAUAUUUUUCUAAGUGUUAAUGUUGUAUAUGGUAAUUAGGGGGAAGAAUUGUUUCUUUUGACAAGUUAAUAUAGGGAUGGCUGUUUGUAUCAGCCAUGGUUCUUUCUGGUGGAAAACAGAGUUCUCCAACUGAAAACAUUUUAAUGGCAGACUGAUUACAGUGGUGUGGGCCAGAAACAAGGGACACUGAAACACCCAGAGACUUGUAUCAGCAGGAAGCCAUUGCCAUUCUGAGCCUUGAAGGGCAAGGAUGGAAACAGUGUUACCACAGCCCAGUAAGAACUGCUGUCAUGGAGAAGGGGCCACCUUAUAAGAGACAUCAUUACUACCAGAACUGUGGUGCCAAAUUGCUGGUGCCUCUCUUUGGAGAAACCAACCAGAUACAUCUGCUGAAAAGCCCAGGUGGGCACAGAGAAGGGUGGAGAGAGAAUCUGGGAAGAGAAAUGGAGAAUAAGCAGCACAAUAUUUUUCAUUUCUGUAAAUUCCUAUGUAGAAGGCUCAGUGUUAGAAAUAAAGUUACUCUACUAGUUGCAAGUUAA
Molecule: messenger RNA, 5973 nt
Organism: Nomascus leucogenys (northern white-cheeked gibbon)
Lineage: Eukaryota; Metazoa; Chordata; Mammalia; Primates; Hylobatidae
Gene: ZNF248
Product: zinc finger protein 248
Exons: 4
Coding region: 2012-3319 (435 amino acids)
Biological process (GO): negative regulation of transcription by RNA polymerase II
Molecular function (GO): RNA polymerase II cis-regulatory region sequence-specific DNA binding; DNA-binding transcription repressor activity, RNA polymerase II-specific
Source: RefSeq, a predicted model, not a curated record